AUGUCUGCCAUGUCCCCUUCCAAUCACACAGGCACCAGCCCUUCUUUCUUUAUCCUGGUGGGCAUCCCAGGCCAAGAGGAUCUCCACCUCUGGAUCUCCAUACCCUUCUUCCUGAUGUACCUGGUGGCCCUUUCAGGGAAUUCUGGCCUCCUCUUGAUCAUCGCCACUGAGCGCAGCCUCCACCAGCCCAUGUACCUCUUCCUUUCCCUUCUGGCGGGGGCCCAUCUCAUGCUCACCACCACUACGGUGCCCAAAAUGCUCGACAUCUUCUGGGCGGAUGCUGGGGAGAUCCCCUUCGCCGCCUGCAUUGCCCAGACUUCCCUGCUCAUUUUCCUUUUCGUUUCAGAGUCUUGCUGGCCAUGGCAUUUGACCGCUAUGUUGCCAUCUGCAGGCUGCUCAGGUAUGCCACGGUAUUGAUGCCUCCGCUGAUGGUCCGGAUGGGGGUGGCUGGGGUGGUCCCCUUUGCCUUCCUCUUGAAGAGGUUGCCAUAUUGCGAGACGAACGUAAUUCCCCACAUGUACUGCGAGCACAUGGCUGUGGCCGCUCUGUCCUGCGGAGACAUCACUGCCAACAACAUCUACAGGUUAGCCGUCUCUCCCCUGUCUACGGGGCUGGAUGUGGUGCUCAUUGCGGUCUCCUACGUCCUGAUCCUAAGGUCCAUCUUCCGGAUGCCGUCCAGAGAUGCCCGGGGAAAGGCACUCAGCACCUGCGGCUCCCACGUCUGCAUCAUCCUCAUGUUCUACAUCCCAGCGUACUUCACCAUCCUGGCGCACCGCUUUGGCCAGAACAUCCCCCGGUACGUCCACAUCCUCUUGGCCAACGUGUACCUGCUCCUUCCCCCCAUGUUGAACCCCAUCAUUUACGGGGUGAAAACCAAGGAGAUUUGGGAGCAGGCAGUUCUCCUCUUCUCCCAAAUUGGGAAGAGGUGCUGA
This is a messenger RNA of Podarcis lilfordi (Lilford's wall lizard), 932 nucleotides long. The record is from the annotation of a GenBank genome assembly. Lineage: Eukaryota; Metazoa; Chordata; Lepidosauria; Squamata; Lacertidae.